AUGAUCUUCCCGCUUCUUUGCAUCUCGGCCGCAUUCCUGGCUUCCGGGACAAAUGCAGUGUCGACUUUCACUCCCGCUAGACCUCCCGCUAUACCGCUGGCUGUGAAGUCCCCAUACUUGAGCACCUGGCUGCCGACAGGGAAAGAUGGUGGAAAUGGAGGAUACCUGGCGGGAGAAUGGCCGACCUUUUGGGAAGGCCAGAUCAAUGGCUGGGCCGGUAUGAUCCGCGUCGAUGGUCAUGUUUACACUUGGAUGGGAGGGAUACCAGGAACGGCGAUAGUCAACCAGACAGCCUAUGAAUACACGUCGACAAAGAGCAUCUUCACCUUGUAUGUCAAUGACACGGUCCAAAUGAAUGUUACAUUCUUAUCACCAAUCACGCCGGACGACCUGCGCAGACAAUCACUCAUAUUCUCUUAUCUUGAUGUGGACAUCGCUUCGCUUGACGGCAAGGACCAUGACGUGCAGUUGUACGCGGAUAUCUCUGCAGAAUGGGUGUCAGGAGACCGCAACGCCAUAGUGGAGUGGGACCACAGUGUCACCAAGAACGGUGUUUCUUAUCAUAAGAUCAAUCGCCAAACACAAUUGCUAUUCUCUGAGGUCAAGGAUCAGGCUGAGUGGGGUGACUGGUACUGGGCCACAGACAGCGGAAAUGGUCUUACUUAUCAGUCUGGAGCCGAUACUGCUGUUCGGGGCGCAUUCACCAAGAAUGGGAAGCUCGAUAACUCAAAGGAUACCAACUACCGUGCUAUUUCGAAUGACUGGCCGGUCUUCGGCUUUGCACGCGAUUUCGGCUCGGUGAAAUCGGCGGGUGCACUUUUUACCAUUGGUUUGGCUCAGAAAGAAGCGAUCCAGUACAGCGGUAGCUCGGAUGGAACUAUUGCAGAACCUUCACUAUGGACAAGUUACUUUGACGACGGUCAAGCUGCGCUUGAAUUCUUCCACCAUGACUUUGCGGAGUCGACUUCUCUCUCAUCCGACCUGGAUAAACGGAUUGCGACAGACUCUUAUGCUGCAGCUGGCCAGGACUACCUGACCAUCACGUCUCUCAGUACCCGCCAGGCAUUCGCUGCGACACAGCUAUGUGGAACAACAGAGAAUAUGUACCUGUUUAUGAAGGAGAUAUCUUCGAAUGGCAACAUGAACACAGUCGAUGUCAUCUUCCCGGCUCACCCUAUCUUCCUAUACACCAACCCGCAACUUUUGAGCCUGUUGGUGAAACCACUUUACGAGAUUCAAGAACGUGGCAAAUAUCCUAACAGAUACGCGAUGCACGAUAUCGGAAGUCAUUAUCCUAAUGCAACGGGCCACCCCGAUGGUAAUGAUGAGCCAAUGCCUCUGGAAGAAUGCGGCAACAUGGUGAUAAUGGCUCUGGCAUAUGCACUCAAGGCAGGGGAUUCGCAUUAUCUGGAUCUUCAUUACAAAUUCCUGAAGCAGUGGACAGGGUAUCUGGUAGAAGAUGCCAUCUACCCGGCGAACCAGAUAUCUACUGAUGACUUUGCUGGUCCUUUGGCAAACCAGACCAAUUUGGCCUUGAAAGGAAUCAUUGGUAUCCAAGCCAUGGCUGUUAUUGGAAACAUGACCAACGAUUCUGAAGUUGCUACCAAUUACUCACGUAUAGCCCAUGAUUAUAUCAACCGGUGGCAGACGCUGGGAAUUGCCCACGAUGCAAACCCACCACACACUACGUUGUCGUACGGAUCAAAUCAAUCCCAUGGACUUUUGUACAACCUCUACGCUGAUCGAGAGCUUAAGUUGAAUUUGGUUCCUCAGUCCGUGUAUGACAUGCAGAGCGAGUUCUAUCCCACGGUACAAAACACAUACGGAGUGCCACUUGAUACGCGGCAUGAAUAUACCAAGGGUGACUGGGAACUGUUUACAGCGGCCGUCGCCUCGAAAGACACAAGGGCCAUGUUCAUUCGGCGACUUGCGACGUGGAUUAACGAGACUCCUACGAACCGUGCCCUUACCGAUUUAUAUGAUACAGACAGUGGAGAUUAUCCUCCAAUAAUUUUCAUUGCCCGUCCCGUCAUGGGCGGUGCCUUUUCUUUAAUCCUUCUUGACCAGGGCCUGUGA
Messenger RNA from Aspergillus affinis, 2076 nucleotides. It is a transcript of the gene gta1, whose product is annotated as glutaminase GtaA. The transcript has 8 exons. The record is from RefSeq and is a predicted model, not a curated record. Bases 1 to 2076 code for a protein of 691 amino acids. Lineage: Eukaryota; Fungi; Ascomycota; Eurotiomycetes; Eurotiales; Aspergillaceae.